UUAAAAUUCUUCUGUCAAUUUUCCCCGCAAUUGUUCAAUGACUAAAAAAUACUUUCUUGUGGUUAAGAAAAAAAAAUAAGCUGCGACACAAUCAAUUACGGUUGAAUCGUUCGCAGUGAUUUGAUAAUAAUACAAAAACAAGUGAACUCGGUCACUCAUUCGUUUGUAUGCCGUGGGGGACGUUCGAGUGUGAAAAAGGAAAGAAAAAUCAUGUGGGUUAAACGCAACGUGGUCUCUCCAAACUGACACAUUGUAAAACGCAGAGAAUCACGUUUGAAAUUGAAAAGAGAGGUCUCAACGGUCCCUGGGGCGUCGCGAAUAGCAUACGAAUGCCGGUGUCCGACAGAGUCGCACUUUUGCCGAGUCCCAUAGACUAUCGCAUCUUCCGCGAACUUCUCCCUUCCUCCACACUUUUCGGACUUUCCGCGCCUCCUUUCUCCUUUUACUUACCGCCUGGACAAACGUUCGAACACUGUUCACCGCGGAUCACAGACUGGUUCACCUCCGUUACGCACGUGUCUUCGGUUUUAUAUGUGGUCCGCUUGUUAUAUUUUGAAUUUUUUCAUACAAAUCUCCCGGAAACUGUAUCACAAGAUCGUUAAUUCAAUAACUCAAACGAAAUGAAACUGCUCGGAUUGUGCCUGAUCCUCUUCGUCACACCGUUCAAUCGGGUUCACGCCGAAAGCAUUGCCCAAGACCUUCCAGUUCGAGCAACUGACGUCAAAUCUCAAGAAUCUCGUUCGACGACAGAGUACCCGGUUUCAGAAAAUCACACGACACUCACCCAAGAUCGGAUCGGCUUGGAAGCUUUUGAAAAACUCAUCGACCAUCUCCUCAGCCCCGACGAUGCAGCUGUGGAAGGUCCCGAUGCUGGAGAGGGCAGAACUUUCGGCGUCAAGCGUUUACAGUUUAUGCUCAUGCCGAUGAUGUACAAAAUGGGAGUUAUGAUGACGAUGCUCGUGGUCCUCACGGUGAUUUCUCUGAAGAGUCUCGCGAUCGGAGUUCUUCUACUCGUUUUGAAGCUUGCUGCUUUCUUCGGAAAAUUCUAUGCCCAAAGCCCUGGACAUGGUUGGUCACCACCCCCUCAGCCGGUUCAUCUUCACGUUCACAACAACGGAGGAGGGCAUCACCAACCUCUUCACAACGGAUGGGAAUCCGCCAGUGGAUACGGAGAUGACGAACACUAUUACUACAAGGGUUGACGAUCUCCCAUCGAAUUAGGCUGUAUAAACGAUCGAGUGAUCAUCACCGAUAGCCAUAUUACAAAAAUUUCUUGUAGGUAUUUCUACGGAAGCGAAUAUUGAAAUUUCCUUAAUGACUUUACCAGCAGUAUUAGUUUACUUACCGUGCAAACGGAUUCGACUGUCGCAUCAUUGAUCGAUACGUCGAGCGAUCUAAAUCAUUCGGGAUCAAUGAGAGUUUCCAUGUUUUAUAGGAAAUUGAGAAAACGUUACCAGAAUAAUGAGAGUAGAUUUUACCAUUGAAAGUUGUAAAGCAUGAAGAGAAAUUGUAACAUUCUUUCCUCCCUCAUUCAAUAACCACUUUGGUUCACAAAAAUCGAUGCUAUUUCGAUUAAAAGUUAUUUUUCUAUUCGUCAGCCUACGGUGGAACUGUCGAGUCUAUGAAUUCAAUUAGUUUAAUAAAAGUAAAAAAUGAUUUGUUAAAUUUCACAAUAUUUAGUCAAUCAUGAAAAUUGCCUCAUAAAGGAAAGUAACAGAUUUGAAAUCAGUUCAACGUCUGAUUGAACAAUUGUUUUAAUGCCAUUGUUUACACAACUUUAUUAAUACGUAUGUAUGUGUUUGUAUGUGUAUGUGUAUGAUGUGUAUGCAACUAUUAUUUCCUGCGACGAUCGAGUCUUUGGUGUAAGGAAAUAAUGAUGCAACUCAGGGAACAAAGCAGCUCAUGCGCUCAAAGUCCGAUUCAAAUAUCCAACCCCCUUGAAGCAGAGAAUUCGAAUUUUCCUGGAGAAUGAAUUUUUAUCAGUUUCAAUAGAAAAAUAAAAUUGGCGUUUCCAGAGUCAAAGUCGCGGUCCAUGAACAAACUACGUGCACACAUUUUCAUAUCCAAUGUCAGCGAAACGUCAAUUGAAAUUAGUUGAUAUUGGAUAUCAGAUCGAUGGAUGCAACAGUGAAAGAAAGAAUAUAUAGGCAAGAAACUGCAAGUUUUUCCGUGUUUUCUUACUUGCUCUUUUCCUACUUUCUUCUGGUACACGUGCGAUUCGAUAAAACGAGAUACUAUAAGAGACAUACGACCAAAACCGAGAGACCAAAACUAUUGUAUACCGUGCAUACCUCACCAUUUUAUUUAUUUAUUUAUUUAUUUAUUUAUUUAUUCAUACAUUUAUUCGAAUAUCUGAGUAACUCUUUAUUAAGUUUCUGCGCACGUAUCCACACGAAUGUAAACAUCAGUUUCCACACCGUUACUAUGUACGCAAAAUUGCAUAAAUUGUAAAUGAAAUAAACCGUUUGUAGCCACCAUAACCAUGUGUUUGAUGAUAAUUUGUAUAAUUUAGUCGAUUAAAUAAAAUAAUACAAUAAUUUAUUAA
This is a messenger RNA of Venturia canescens, 2545 nucleotides long. RefSeq lists its product as uncharacterized. The transcript is spliced from 4 exons. NCBI's taxonomy places the organism in Eukaryota, Metazoa, Arthropoda, Insecta, Hymenoptera, Ichneumonidae. The record is from RefSeq and is a predicted model, not a curated record. Bases 621 to 1202 code for a protein of 193 amino acids.